ACUUCAUCUCAGGUUUAGCAACGAGUAGCAGCAGCAGCAGAGGCAGCAAUGGGACGCUGUAUGUUCUUCACUGUGCUGCUUUGCCUGGUGUUGAGCCUUUCAGAAGGAACCACAUCUACAAUACCCGAGAGCAGUUCUACCAUUGCAGCAGUACAACCAGGAGAAGGAAACGAAUCAGAAGCAACUGAAAACUCUACUGCUAGCCCUCCUUCACCACUAGCAACAGGAAAUGAAUCUAAAGCAACUGAAAACUCUACUGCGAGCCCUCCUUCACCAGUAGCAACAGGAAAUGAAUCUGCAAGAACUGAUAACUCUACUGUCACCCCUUCUUCACCAGUAACAGCAGGAAACGAAUCUGCAGGAACUGAGAACUCUACUGCCACCCCUUCUUCACCAGUAACAGCAGGAAACGAAUCUGCAGGAACUGAGAACUCUACUGCCACCCCUUCUUCACCAGUAACAGCAGGAAAUGAAUCUGCAGGAACUGAGAACUCUACUGCCACCCCUUCUUCACCAGUAACAGCAGGAAACGAAUCUGCAGGAACUGAGAACUCUACUGCCACCACUUCUUCACCAGUAACAGCAGGAAACGAAUCUGCAGGAACUGAGAACUCUACUGCCACCCCUUCUUCACCAGUAACAGCAGGAAACGAAUCUGCAGGAACUGAGAACUCUACUGCCACCCCUUCUUCACCAGUAACAGCAGGAAACGAAUCUGCAGGAACUGAGAACUCUACUGCCACCCCUUCUUCACCAGUAACAGCAGGAAACGAAUCUGCAGGAACUGAGAACUCUACUGUCACCCCUUCUUCACCAGUAACAGCAGGAAACGAAUCUGCAGGAACUGAGAACUCUACUGUCACCCCUUCUUCACCAGUAACAGCAGGCGGCACAUCUACAACAACUCUGGAAACUUCUACCACUUCUCCAACUCCAGCUCCUGAGGAAUUAUGCAAACCAAAUCCUUGUGGAGGAAGAUUGUCUACAUGUGUCCCUCUGAAUACCACACAUAUAUGCCAGUGCCCGUACGGAUUCUACUACUACAACAACAAUUGUUACACAGGGAAAGUAUUCCCAGGAAUCAUUACACUGGAACAAAUGUUGAGUAAUAUUGAUGUAAAUUCAGCUGAGUAUGAAAGGAUGGUGCAAAACAUAACAGAAUUUUUUAAGGAUGCUUUUGAAAAUAUGGCAGACUACAAGCAGACCGUCAUCGUGAAAGUUGAUUUUGAAAAAAUAGCUCCAGGCACCAGAAGUGCUAAUUAUCUAGUGAAUGUCACAGUGAUGAACAUCUUCACAGAAAACACGAAUGCGACCUAUGCUGAAGUUCAGAAAGCAGUAAGGACAGCAGCAGAUAAUUUGAACUACGUGCAUCAGUACGCAAAUACAACCCAAUGUGCUGUUUAUCCAUGUGAUGAUGCAACCACAAUAUGUGAAGAUGGUACAUACCCAGCGUGUGUAUGCAAAAAGGAUUUCACAAAGACAGCGUGGGACACAUAUUCUUGUUCAGGUUGCGCGGACUGUUCAGCAGAAGCAAACAAGUUCUGUGACAGACAAAGUGGGAUUCCAGAAUGCAAAUGCAUGGAUAACUUCAAAGCAGAUGGUGGAAGAUGUGUAAGGUGUCCAGUGGGCUACUCUGGAGAAAACUGUGAGAAUAAUAAAGAACUCAUCCUUAUAAUAGUGGGCACAGUGUUUGGAGCCAUUAUCUUGUGUUUAGUGGUAGCAGUCUCAGUUGUUUCAGUAAGAGCCAAGCACAGUCAUGAUCCGGAGAAAAAGAGGUUGAUAAAGCCAGGAAAUUCCAACUCAAAUAACUCCGAGGAGACCAGGAUCUUCCCCAGAGUCCAGACCACUUCUGGCCAUGCGAACCCAGGGUAUCAGCCAAACAACCCUUAUGAGGUGCAUUCCUCAAGCAGAGGUGACUUUGUGGAGAAGGAUUACGAUGACUUGUAUGAAAUAUCACGGCAGCCUGAGGGCUUUCGGAUGCAACGCAGAUAACUGAGUGGCCAGUAGUAGAAGGAUGGACGAUGACCACAACACUGGGUCAGACCAAAGAGCUUCACAACCUCUUACCAGCACAGUUAUUUCAUCAGCAGAGACAGCAGAGGCCGUAGUACAAGAUUAUCUGAAGAUUUUCUAAAAGAAGACCCCCUACUUGAAGGAGAAGGGCAGUAACUCUUGGAAAUAAGGGAAAAUAAAAAUAAAGCAGAGUGUAGGGAGAAGAAGGGGGCUCUCAGAAAACUAGAAGGGUCCUAUGAUCAUUCCGAUGAACUUUCAGGAGACCAGUGUGUUGGCAAGAAAGUGAAUGUAGACAAGAUGCCAGGAUUUUAACCCUGCUGUGUUUCAGUUCUUCUGAAAGAUGGUCCGUGCAAUAUGUGUGAUGCUGAAAACAUCAGCUGCCAGAGCUUUGCCUACGUUUGUGCUCACUCGCUUCAGGCAGAGGCAGCCUGCGUAGCUUUGGGCACAUCAAACGGUAUCAGAACUUUUAUUCAUGAGGACCUAACGUUGUUCUCUUUACUGUAUCAGUCUUUCUCCCUUCCUCAGUCCCCCAGUAUUUCCUAUCUGAAAGCAUCCAGUUCAGAUCUCUGCUGGCACCUGUUGUGAGAGACAAUGGCCCUGUCUGACCUCUUAUGCGGCCUUCCUUCCCACUACAACUCCAGAAACCAUUACCAUCAAACAGGCACUGUUGUUCUCCAUCUUAUGCAAAUACGUUGAUUUUACAUUCUCAGCUGCUGUGAAAAGCAUUGGCACUUUUUUUUUUUACUCUUGCAAUCUGUAAGGUUAGAUGGAAUCAUCUUUAAUCUUUAUUUUUCAUUACUUAAUAAUUCUUUUUAAAAAUCCACAUUUCAUGGAGAGUAUAUGUGCAUUAUCUGUUGACUGGUGUUGGCACUUCUUUUUAUAUAUAUAAAUAUAUAUAUAUAGAAUAUAAUGUCCAAAAAUGUACAUAUAUUUAUAGAUCAUAUUCAUUUAAAGCAUCAUUUAAUCUCAUGUUUUAUGUUUGUUUGUUUUUCUCCCAUGUAUACAGGUUAAUAUUUCCUAUUAAAUAUUAUUGUUCCUCAUUGUGAA
This is a messenger RNA of Gallus gallus (chicken), 3060 nucleotides long. It is a transcript of the gene MUC13, whose product is annotated as mucin 13, cell surface associated. NCBI's taxonomy places the organism in Eukaryota, Metazoa, Chordata, Aves, Galliformes, Phasianidae. The record is from RefSeq and is a predicted model, not a curated record. The transcript is spliced from 25 exons. The coding region runs from base 49 to 1992 and encodes 647 amino acids.